AUGAAGUUCCUAUCAGAGCUAGACGAUGAUAGGUUCGCUAGGGUAGUGAUUGCGCAAGAUUUGAAGGAGUUUGGGAUCAAAGUGCCCAAAAUCAAGAAGUCGUCGAAAAGCCAGGACAAAAACCACAGCCCAGGCGUUGGUGUGUUUGGGAGGAGGCUUACCAAUCUACCCACAGUGCCAGUCAGCACCCCUGCUGGGACAUACCAAGUACCAACUUUUCUUGUUACGACUGUCAACUUCCUGGAGGAACACAUCGAAACCGAGGGGAUCUUUCGUAAAUCUGGGUCACAUGCACGACAGAAAGACCUCAAGAUCAAGCUGGAUGAAGGUGGAGAGUUUGGAGAGGCCUCUGUCCUGGACGUGGCGAACCUGUUCAAGCAGUUUUUCCGCGAGCUGCCCGACCCGCUCUUCACCCACCGGCUGCACAGCUGCCUGCUGAAGGCCCAGGAGAUCCAGCAGGACAGGGACAGGAUCCUGGCCCUCCUGUCGGUGUGUGCCAUGCUGCCCACCCUCCACCUCAACACCCUACAGUACACCAUGUCCUUCCUGGCCAGGCUGGCUGCCAGGGCAGACUCCAACAAGAUGGACGAGAACAACCUGGCCCUGACAUCAGCUCCGACAAGCUGCUGA
Molecule: messenger RNA, 630 nt
Organism: Branchiostoma belcheri (Belcher's lancelet)
Lineage: Eukaryota; Metazoa; Chordata; Leptocardii; Amphioxiformes; Branchiostomatidae
Product: rho GTPase-activating protein 11B-like
Exons: 6
Coding region: 1-630 (209 amino acids)
Biological process (GO): signal transduction
Source: RefSeq, a predicted model, not a curated record